Molecule: messenger RNA, 577 nt
Organism: Myotis daubentonii (Daubenton's bat)
Lineage: Eukaryota; Metazoa; Chordata; Mammalia; Chiroptera; Vespertilionidae
Product: mediator of RNA polymerase II transcription subunit 11-like
Exons: 1
Coding region: 206-559 (117 amino acids)
Source: RefSeq, a predicted model, not a curated record
CUAUACUCAAUUUUUUGAGGCCUUGUUUUGGCAGGGCUAAUCUUGUGGUUAUAGAGAAAGACGACUUCUGUUUUUUUAACUUGGGCUGGACAGGAUUUAUAAUUGGGGCUACUGCCCUUAAUAUCAGCAGCCAGACAAUUAAUUAGCAAUUAGCUCAAACGCCUGGAAAAGGGGGAAAUCCUGUGGGUUCCCCGAGCGACAAACAAUGGCUACCUACAGCCUGGCAAACGGGCGACUGCGCGCCUUGGAAGACAUCGAACGCGAAAUCUGCGCCAUCCUUCAGAAUGCAGGUACCGUGAUCCUGGAAUUUUCCAAGGAAAAAACCAAUGCACGGCUGCUAAACCGACAAGCGGCAGCUUUCAAGGCGUCCGUGCAACACGUAGAAGCAGAGCUGUCGGCUCAGAUCCGCUACCUAACCCAGGUGGCCACAGGGCAGCCCCACGAGGGCUCCAGCUACUCUUCAAAGAAGGACUGUCAGAUGGCACUACAGCGAGUCGACUAUGCUCGCCUCAAGCUCAGCGAUGUGGCCCGUACCUGUGAGCAGAUGCUGGAAAACUAAGCCAAGUAGGCAGAGAGA